Molecule: messenger RNA, 1169 nt
Organism: Hevea brasiliensis (rubber tree)
Lineage: Eukaryota; Viridiplantae; Streptophyta; Magnoliopsida; Malpighiales; Euphorbiaceae
Exons: 10
Coding region: 58-834 (258 amino acids)
Molecular function (GO): lyase activity
Source: RefSeq, a predicted model, not a curated record
AAUAUGAUUAACUGAUAACUGAUAAGAGGGAGACUGGCUGUAAGCUUGAGCUUGGAUAUGAUGGGGGUAAGCGUAUGCUCAUGGCCACCGAGUUUGCUGCCACGAUCACCACCAAGUUUGAAAAGAUUUGGGGUUUAUAGCUCUUCUUCUCCACAGUCUCUCUGUCCUACCCGCGAAACUACCUUGUCUAUAAUUCACAAUUCUGGUGUUAUUGCUUGCCUUCGCGCCAAUAGUGCAGAGCUCGCAUUUGAAGCUGCUUCUGCUGCACUGAGAGGUGGAAUCUCAGUACUGGAGAUUGUGAUGUCCACUCCAGGUGUGUUUCAGGUUUUACAACAGCUGGUGCAAGACCAUCCCACAGUGGCCUUAGGGGUUGGUACACUUCUAAAUGUGGAGGAUGCCAUGAAGGCAAAGAGUGCAGGAGCCAAAUUUCUUAUGAGUCCUGCGAUGGUGAUGGGUAUUAUGGAUGUCACCCGGGAUGGUGAAAUUCUGUACAUACCCGGUGCAAUGACACCAACAGAAAUACUAUCUGCUUAUGAUGCUGGUUCUAAAAUUGUUAAGGUCUAUCCAGUUUCUGCAUUAGGUGGUAUCCAUUUUAUUUCAGCACUGAAGAAACCAUUCCCUCACAUAUCAGUGCUUGCUUCUCAAGGCAUAAUGAUAGAUUCUGUACGUGACUAUAUAUCAUGUGGGGCAUCAUCGGUUGUUUUGUCUGAUGCCAUAUUUAAUAAAGAGGCAAUGGCUCAGAAAAAUUUCAAUGCAAUAUAUCAACUUGCAAGCCUUGCUGCUCUGCAGGGAAAAGAAGCUGUAUUACGAAAGAGGAAUUACAACCCAAAUUAAUUGCUUCAGAUGAGCAUAAAGGUUCUGUUCUGCAUUGUCUAUACCUGACCAGUUUAAAAGCAUCAGUAAGGUUUUCUGAUGGUGUGAAUGCCUUUGGACAGGGAACAGAUUACUGACUGAGAAUGGUAAAUGCACAUAAGGCGUUUACCUUUUCAUUUCAUUUGUUUUAUGAUUUUUGUUAUGCCAAAGUUUUUUUGAUAGAAAUAUUCUUGAGUUUUUGCAUGUACGGAAAAUAGAAAAUAUAAUGUGAUAGUGAAUAAUAACAUAGGGGAUGCUUUGGAUUAUAUUAGAUACAUAAAAUCAUAUAAAAAAGAACUACUUUCGAAUGCUUCAAA